GCGCUCACUCUGCAGCUACCUGGGAUCCGCGUUCUCCUCCGUCUUCCUGGAUUAAUCUCGAGGGGGAUUUUGCAAUCUUCUUUUUUCCCUGCGUUUUUCUUGGGAAGGAAAGUCCCACCGCCUCCGGAAGGCCUCGAACACUCCUGGUCGCGCGGGAAGGUUUUUGCCUCUUGGGUUCGGAUCUAGACGUGUACUUUGCCCUUGGGGAUCUUCCGUUGGGGUCCGCUGUGGAGAGUGACUGCAUCAUGACCCUGGAAGAGCUGGUGGCGAGCGACAACGCAGUUCAGAAAAUGCAGGCGGUGACUGCCGCGGUGGAGCAGCUGCUGGUGGCCGCGCAGCGUCAGGAUCGCCUCACCGUGGGGGUGUACGAGGCGGCCAAACUGAUGAAUGUGGACCCCGACAGCGUGGUCUUGUGCCUCCUGGCCAUAGACGAAGAAGAGGAGGGUGACAUCGCUCUGCAGAUUCACUUCACUCUCAUCCAGUCGUUCUGCUGCGACAAUGACAUUGACAUCGUCCGGGUAUCGGGCAUGCAGAGACUGGCGCAGCUCCUGGGGGAGCCGACCGAGACACUGGGCACUACGGAGGCCCGAGACCUGCACUGCCUCCUGGUCACGAACUGUCAUACAGAUUCCUGGAAAAGCCAAGGCUUGGUGGAGGUGGCCAGUUACUGUGAAGAGAGCAGAGGCAAUAACCAAUGGGUCCCCUAUAUCUCUCUGGAGGAACGCUGAGGCCCACUCCAAACAUCUAAGGCAACUGUUGAGUUGCUGUCACCUAAAAAAAUUAAAUAAAAUACAUAUUUGACAGCCCCCCUCAUCCCCCAGAACAAUCCCUCAAAAGCUACCCUACCCGAGAUACCUUCCGGGAGGGGCGGAGUCACCGAGACUGAGAUGAGGAGAGGGGAGUCUGCGCCUGCUCGCCCCCUGGGCAGCGGAGCCAGGAGCAGCAUCACAGGUGGUCGCCGAGACUGGAAGGAGGGGACCUCAGGAGGAGACGGAGAGGUUAGAGCCAAGGCCUGGCAAUCCUGCAGCUGGCCUCUGCACCCAGCCGCAGACGGCCUGGACACCGCCGCAGGGGUGGGGUGAGGCGUCCCCCACCCUGCUGGACACUGAACUGUGCAUAACUCAGCGGAGGGCGGCGACCCUCGCCGCGGGAGCCGGGACGCGAGCCCGGGACUUCGCAGCUACGGCACAUCUAUUUUAUUAUUGUGCUGAGCAGGACAGAUCGCUUGCAUAUUUUUAAACAUUUCUACUACAGAGACAUUCCAAUAAAUUCUUUAAGCCUU
This is a messenger RNA of Arvicanthis niloticus (Nile rat), 1282 nucleotides long. The record is from RefSeq and is a predicted model, not a curated record. Lineage: Eukaryota; Metazoa; Chordata; Mammalia; Rodentia; Muridae.